This is a messenger RNA of Prorocentrum cordatum, 474 nucleotides long. Lineage: Eukaryota; Dinophyceae; Prorocentrales; Prorocentraceae. The record is from the annotation of a GenBank genome assembly.
AUGAGUCUGUACGACGUGAGGUUCGCGGAAGAAGAGGUUGUCGUGCUUCGCACGAUCAUCAAGACAGAGGUCUACUACGAGGACGAGGCCUACCAAGUGUUCGCUGAGAUCGCGGAGCCCAGGCGCCGCGAGAUCUGGAUGGAGGCGAGGCAGCUGAAGGCGGCGCGCGAGGGCGACAGGGAUCUUUUCGACCAGGAGAGGGGCAGCACUAUACUCCAGGAUCAAGAGUGCAAGAUCGGGGUCAGGUCUAGAAAGCCGGCGCUAGCCAACUCGAAGGUGCAUUUCUUUUCGUUCGGCGAGUUCGACUUCUCAUCUGCCUCGCACGCCACCUUCCUGGAGGAGUUAUCCGACGCAAUCAGCCAGGUCAGGGCGGAUGCAUUCGCGGGGGCCACGCCUCGCGAGAUGGGCAGUCACGGGGUAGUCGACGCGGCGGCAGCCCAGGCGUUCAUCGGCAAGCCCGACCAGCAGCAGAUG